This is a messenger RNA of Saccostrea cuccullata (small rock oyster), 1919 nucleotides long. RefSeq lists its product as uncharacterized. Gene Ontology annotation, molecular function: zinc ion binding; ubiquitin protein ligase activity. NCBI's taxonomy places the organism in Eukaryota, Metazoa, Mollusca, Bivalvia, Ostreida, Ostreidae. Gene Ontology annotation, biological process: protein polyubiquitination; proteasome-mediated ubiquitin-dependent protein catabolic process. The transcript has a single exon. Bases 1 to 1668 code for a protein of 555 amino acids. The record is from RefSeq and is a predicted model, not a curated record.
AUGGACCCUUUGGACAGAGCUCAGGUACUCCUCCUCUGUGACCUGUGUCAAAGAGCUGCACUACAGAGUCAUUGUGAACUUUGUCAGAUUAACCUGUGUAAGGUCUGUGUAGGAGAGCAUCUCUCUGAUUUAUCUAAAAGACACAAUGUUGUACCAUACAAUCACAGAAAAUCUACUCCUAACGUGAACUACCCAAAAUGUCCAAACCACACCCAGAAACAUUGUGAACUUUACUGUGAGAAAUGUGACAUUCCUGUCUGUUCUUCCUGCAUCUCCUCUGAUAAACAUCAUGGACAUAAAUUAAUAGAUAUCUUACAGAAUCCCAGCUUCAUUAAAGAAAUAUUAAACAAUGACUUGACAGAACUUGAAAAAAGAAAACUUCCAACAUAUGAUGAAAUUACAUCAGAUUUAUACUGGGAAAAACUAAACUUGGAAAAACAUUAUGAGAAACUGACAACAGCUGUCACCAAACAAGGAGAAGACUGGCACAGAGAAAUUAACAUCAUUGUCAACAAACAGAAAUCUGAAAUUGAUGAGAUGAAAACUAAACAUCUGGCUGCUCUAAAGAAACAGGAAAAAGAAAUCAAACAGAUUACUUCUGAUGUAACACAGUGUAUAUUUGAUCUGAAGAAAAUACUGGACUCCAAUGAUGUCUCCUUAACCUCUGCCUAUACUUCAAGGAUUGCUGAAUUCAGAAGAUUACCUCCUAAAGUCAAUGUUUCAUUUCCAAGUUUCUCCCCUCAUCAGAUCAACAAAGAACAGCUCUAUCAAAUGUUUGGUUCUCUGUCAUCAUUAUCAAUUACAACAGAAGAAGCUGGCUACACAAUGAAGACACCAGAAUCUGUAUCCUGUCCUCCAGCCAAACCACUACUAGAUGAGCCAGAACUCAUAACCACCAUAGACACUAGGUAUAGAUAUCUAAUCAGUGUUACCUGUCUCAGUGAUGAAGAAAUCUGGACAAAUGGAAGUGACAAAGUCAUGAAACUCUACAACCUCCAGGGCAAACUAUUGAAGUCAAUCCAAACAAAGUCUGGGAAAACACCACGUGACUUAGCAGUGACAAAGAGAGGAGAUCUAGUUUAUACUGAGACUAAUGCAAGAACUGUAAACAUAGUGAAGAAUGACCAGACACAGGAAGUGAUCAGACUACAGGGGUGGAUACCUUACAAUGUCUGUAGUACCCGCUCUGGUGACCUCCUGGUUAGUAUGGUCAGUGAUGAUUAUGAACAAUCAAAAGUUGUCCGUUACUCUGGCUCCACAGAGAAACAAACCAUUCAGUUUGAUAGUGAAGGUAAACCUCUGUAUUCAUCUGGCGGCCUUAAAUACAUCAGUGAGAACAAGAACCUGGAUAUCUGUGUGGCUGAGAGUGGAGCCAGGGCAGUAGUUGUGGUUAAUCAGGCAGGAAAACUCCGAUUUAGACACACUGGUCAUCCCUCUAACAAGGGAUCAUUCCGUCCAUACGGCAUCACAACAGACAGCCAGAGUCAGAUCCUUACAUCAGACCAUUACAACCACUGUAUCCACAUCCUAGAUCGGGACGGACAGUUCCUCCGUUACAUUGAUAACUGUUGUCUACGGUAUCCAAGGGGUUUAUGUGUAGACACCAGAGACAACCUCUUUGUGGCUGAUUAUGACAGUUGUAAAGUGAUGAAAAUCAAAUACAUGUAAUCAAUGUUUUAAAAUAAUGACAUGUUUGUGAUAGAAUUUUUUCAAGUAGCCAAAAUCACAAGAUGUAGAUUAAUUCACUUUCUUCUGUUGAUGUGUGCGUGUGUGUGAAAAUAUUUUCAAUAUUAUCAAUAAGGUAUAAUAUAUAAAUAAAAAAUUCAAUUUUUAAUAAUAAUUGUUUCAGAAAUCUACCCAAGAUUGAAAUGACUUCUCAAUAAUAUAACGUUACAUUGGAAGAAAGCUUCAAUAUUUCA